Spizellomyces punctatus DAOM BR117 is the source of this 1047-nucleotide messenger RNA. RefSeq lists its product as uncharacterized. Bases 65 to 898 code for a protein of 277 amino acids. The transcript is spliced from 6 exons. The record is from RefSeq and is a predicted model, not a curated record. Gene Ontology annotation, biological process: regulation of transcription by RNA polymerase II. Gene Ontology annotation, molecular function: transcription coregulator activity. Gene Ontology annotation, cellular component: core mediator complex; mediator complex. NCBI's taxonomy places the organism in Eukaryota, Fungi, Chytridiomycota, Chytridiomycetes, Spizellomycetales, Spizellomycetaceae.
CCGAGCCCCACGGUGACUCUCAACGAUCUACACUGCAAUUCACUCGCACUCAAAAGGUUGCCAAAUGCCGUAUCCGCAGCUGCAACAAGAUUCAAAAGAUGUGGACACACGAGAAACGAUAGCAGACGCCGCGGACAGGAUCUUUCCCAAAUAUCUGUCUUUGACUGAAGAGCUCUUUGUCAGCUUCGAAGCACUCGCACAGCCUUCACCGUUACCACCGCCCUCUGAGCUAGAACCUCUGUCGGACGAACCUUUUGAUGCCCUGCAAACUCUCCUUCCUGCAUCCGAUGAAGAAGAUCGGCCGUCUGAUUAUGUAUCUAUGCAGUCAUCCAAUUCCAAUACCACAGUGCCUGAGCACCCCACCGAGAUUUUACGAAAGCUCUUGGCCCUGGACUCGCAGCUACAGGACUUUGUCAACCGAUUAGAGCAGCACCAGAAUACUCAACGCCAAAUAGAGAGCGUCCGACUACAGUUAUUGGACCAGGAGGUUGGGAUCAUGGAAUUUUCACGACGUCUGGGGGAAAAACAGGACGAUCUGGAGGAGCUUGUGACCGUGGCCAAGGAAACAAUCGAAGCAGCGAGUAAGGCACACGAAGCUCCAUUGAACAUUAACGAGAUUAUAUCAUACGCUUCACGUGUAUCAAAGUACACUAUGGCUUCCGACAACGCCGCAAGGCCGCACGAACCACCUGUACCUCAAGACAUCCACAUGCGCGCGAGUUUGCUGUUCCAACAAGGCCAUGCAGUUGACACACAUGCAGAAGAAAAAGCAUCAGACGAGGUUUCAGAUGUCAUUUCACAUUUUACCUUUAUGAGCCAACCAUUGUCAUCACCCAAAAAGGAAGAGCCCGAUCGAGCUCAUACGGACCAUGCCGAUUUGUUAGAUUUGGAAUUGUAAUAUCAAAUCUAUCUUUUCUCAAUCCUGUCAUGUCAUGAUUUCUGUGAACCGCUAUAGUAGAUGGUACUUGCAAGAAAGGUUGCAAAGCACUGUUCUUGACACUAUAGCAACUGUAUUUUAAAUGACAUCAUUCAGUUUUGUGAAUGCCA